AUGUGGAGGGGUAUCGGCUACGGCGGCCUACACAGUCACAGCUCCUACCCGGCGGAUCGUGGCCUCGGCCAUAUCAACUACCAGCCCAAAGUCCGCGUCAUCGAGCGGUACAAGGUCGUAGGCUUUAUUAGUUCCGGAACCUAUGGCCGCGUCUACAAAGCCCUCGGCCGCCAAGGCCAGACGGGCGAGUUCGCCAUCAAAAAGUUCAAGCCCGACAAGGAGGGUGAGCAGAUCUCGUACACGGGCAUCUCGCAGUCGGCCAUCCGCGAAAUGUCCCUGUGUAGCGAGCUGAAGCACGCCAACGUCAUCAAGCUCGUCGAGAUCAUUCUCGAGGACAAGUGCAUCUUCAUGGUCUUCGAGUACGCCGAGCACGACCUGCUGCAGAUCAUCCACCAUCACACGCAGAACCCGCGCCACCCGAUCCCGCCGCAAACAGUCAAGAGCAUCAUGUUCCAGCUUCUCAACGGGUGCCAGUACCUCCACGCCAACUGGGUUUUGCACCGCGAUCUGAAGCCCGCCAACAUCAUGGUCACCUCGGCCGGCGAGGUCAAGAUUGGCGACCUGGGACUCGCGCGUCGCUUCGACAAGCCGCUGCAUUCCCUUUUCAGCGGCGACAAAGUCGUUGUGACCAUCUGGUACCGCGCGCCGGAGCUCAUCCUGGGCAGCCGUCAUUAUACACCCGCCAUCGACAUGUGGGCCAUCGGCUGCAUCUUUGCCGAGCUGCUGUCCCUGCGGCCCAUCUUCAAGGGCGAGGAGGCGAAGAUGGAUAGUAAGAAGACGGUCCCCUUCCAACGGAACCAGAUGCAGAAGAUUGUCGAUAUCAUGGGCCUCCCAUCCAAGGAGCGGUGGCCGCUGCUGACGUCCAUGCCCGAGUACCCUCAGCUGUCGACCCUGCAGCCGCCCAUGACACCGCACCACCAUGGGCACCAUGGACACCAUCGCGGGCACGGGUACGGCCACCAUCCGCCCGCGCCGAGCGGGUCGAACCUAGAGAAGUGGUAUUACAGCACCAUCUCGCAGGGAGCCUCGAGCAGCGCGACGUCGGCGUCGCAGGGCAACGGGGCACCGCUCGCGAGCCUGGGGGCCGAGGGGUACAAGCUUCUGGCGAGCCUGCUGGAGUACGACCCCGUGGAGCGGCUGACGGCGGCCAAGGCGUUGCAACACCCCUUCUUCUCGACGGGUGACCGGCUGAACGCGCACUGCUUCGAGGGGCUGAAGAACGAGUACCCGCACCGGAGGGUGAGCCAGGACGACAAUGAUAUCCGGACGAGCAGUCUGCCCGGGACCAAGCGAAGCGGGCUGCCGGACGAUUCGCUGGCUAGGCCAGCGAAGAAGUUGAGGGAGGUCUAA
Molecule: messenger RNA, 1350 nt
Organism: Colletotrichum graminicola M1.001
Lineage: Eukaryota; Fungi; Ascomycota; Sordariomycetes; Glomerellales; Glomerellaceae
Exons: 2
Coding region: 1-1350 (449 amino acids)
Biological process (GO): protein phosphorylation
Cellular component (GO): mediator complex; nucleus
Molecular function (GO): cyclin-dependent protein serine/threonine kinase activity; RNA polymerase II CTD heptapeptide repeat kinase activity; ATP binding
Source: RefSeq, a predicted model, not a curated record